Molecule: messenger RNA, 1981 nt
Organism: Camponotus floridanus (Florida carpenter ant)
Lineage: Eukaryota; Metazoa; Arthropoda; Insecta; Hymenoptera; Formicidae
Product: heat shock protein 60A-like
Exons: 5
Coding region: 249-1964 (571 amino acids)
Biological process (GO): protein import into mitochondrial intermembrane space; mitochondrial unfolded protein response; protein refolding
Cellular component (GO): mitochondrial inner membrane; mitochondrial matrix
Molecular function (GO): protein-folding chaperone binding; ATP-dependent protein folding chaperone; ATP binding
Source: RefSeq, a predicted model, not a curated record
UUAAUCCGUCGCGAUUACGAUUAAUUUCAAUCGAAACGGAGGAUGAGGGAGACCGAAGGGGUGGAGAGAGGAGAGGGGCCCUACUCAUGCGAUGGCGCACACGCUCUCCUUCCUCUUCAUCAUUCCACUCGUGCGCUAUUCGCGAGACAACGUGUGGUCACAUCGCGCCGAUCUUCAUCUCGCCCUCGACCCUAAUCAAAUUGUCCGAUCGAUCAGUGAUCUCCGAGGAGUAGCUUUAAGAAUCAAAGAUGCACAGAUUACCAACCAUAUUGAGAGGAUCUGCCUUGCGUCAGUUGCAAGUACGCUCAUAUGCCAAAGAUGUACGUUUUGGAGCUGAUGUUCGUGCCCUGAUGUUGCAAGGUGUAGACAUUUUGGCGGAUGCUGUUGCUGUGACAAUGGGUCCUAAGGGCCGUAAUGUUAUUCUGGAACAAAGCUGGGGAAGCCCGAAGAUCACAAAGGAUGGCGUGACUGUGGCAAAAGGCAUUGAAUUAAAAGACAAAUUUCAAAAUAUUGGAGCAAAAUUAGUACAAGAUGUAGCUAAUAAUACUAAUGAGGAAGCUGGUGAUGGUACUACAACUGCAACCAUAUUAGCUAGAGCUAUAGCCAAAGAAGGAUUUGAAAAGAUCAGUAAAGGUGCAAAUCCUGUAGAAAUCAGACGAGGUGUAAUGUUGGCGGUAGACAAAGUCAAAGAUGAAUUGAAAACUUUGAGCAAACCAGUCACGACACCCGAGGAAAUCGCUCAAGUAGCAACGAUAUCUGCUAACGGUGACAAAGCUAUCGGCAACUUGAUAUCUGAUGCCAUGAAGAAAGUCGGGAAGGAAGGUGUAAUUACUGUAAAGGAUGGCAAAACGCUUACCGACGAACUAGAAGUCAUAGAAGGAUUGAAAUUCGAUAGAGGCUACAUUUCUCCAUACUUCAUCAAUUCCAGUAAAGGAGCCAAAGUCGAGUUCCAAGACGCGCUCAUUCUCUUUAGUGAAAAGAAAAUCUCCUCCGUUCAGAGCAUUAUCCCUGCCUUAGAAAUGGCCAACUCGCAACGCAAACCUCUCGUCAUAAUUGCCGAAGAUGUCGAUGGCGAGGCUCUGUCGACGCUUGUUGUCAAUCGUUUGAAAAUUGGAUUGCAAGUAGCUGCGGUUAAAGCUCCAGGUUUCGGUGACAAUAGAAAAGCCACUCUUCAAGAUAUGGCAAUAUCCACUGGUGGCAUUGUAUUCGGCGAUGAUGCUAAUCUUAUCAAAUUAGAGGACGUUCAGCCAAGCGACUUAGGUCAGGUGGGAGAACUCAUCAUCACAAAAGAUGAUACUCUCAUUUUGAAGGGCAAAGGAAAAAAGGCUGAUAUCGAUAGGAGAGCCGAUCAAAUUAGGGAUCAAAUUGAGAACACUACGUCCGACUACGAGAAAGAGAAGCUGCAAGAACGGUUGGCGAGGUUAGCAUCCGGAGUCGCCGUCUUGAGAGUUGGUGGAAGCAGCGAAGUAGAAGUUAACGAGAAGAAGGAUCGUGUACACGAUGCCCUUAAUGCCACUCGUGCCGCUGUCGAAGAAGGAAUUGUUCCCGGAGGUGGCACCGCUUUGUUGAGAUGCAUACCAGCACUACGGCAGCUCAAGGCGGUAAACAGUGAUCAAGAGACCGGGAUUAAAAUUGUAGCGAAUGCUCUGCGUAUGCCAUGUCUACAGAUCGCACAAAAUGCCGGCGUCGACGCCAGUGUGGUGGUGGCUAAAGUGAGCGAGGGCAAGUUGGGUUACGACGCUCUGAAGGACGAAUAUGUUGACAUGAUCGAAAAGGGCAUCAUCGAUCCCACAAAAGUCGUGCGCACAGCACUAACCGAUGCAGCGGGCGUCGCGUCGCUGUUGACGACAGCGGAAGCAGUUGUCACUGAGUUACCUAAAGAGGAACCACAAAUGCCGAUGGGCGGUAUGGGUGGUAUGGGAGGAAUGGGCGGCAUGGGUGGCAUGGGUGGCAUGGGCAUGUAAAAAGAUAAAGACAAAGA